CGUAUCAACAAUCAAAAAGGGGCUCACGAAGCUGUUAAAAGGCUCUUUGACAACAGCAACAAGUAUGACAAAUCAAGUACAGUUGGCGCUAAAAACCAAAACCCUGUACCUUUACCUCCUGCUGAACCCCCUUCUUUUUCUCAGUGGAGGCGAAUCAUUGAGUUAGUAAAGGAUUCUUUUGUUAAGUAUGAAAGGAAAACGAGCUGCGCCUACAAAACGAAUUACUGAAGAAAUCAAAAUAAAAUACAAACAAUCUAAUGUGGGAACGGAAUUUGUUUCGGUUGACGAGUAUUUAACAAGUCAGAU
Molecule: messenger RNA, 306 nt
Organism: Rhizopus microsporus ATCC 52813
Lineage: Eukaryota; Fungi; Mucoromycota; Mucoromycetes; Mucorales; Rhizopodaceae
Exons: 1
Source: RefSeq, a predicted model, not a curated record